Messenger RNA from Alternaria triticimaculans, 2082 nucleotides. RefSeq lists its product as uncharacterized. NCBI's taxonomy places the organism in Eukaryota, Fungi, Ascomycota, Dothideomycetes, Pleosporales, Pleosporaceae. Bases 1 to 2082 code for a protein of 693 amino acids. The transcript has 6 exons. Gene Ontology annotation, molecular function: heme binding; oxidoreductase activity, acting on paired donors, with incorporation or reduction of molecular oxygen; iron ion binding. The record is from RefSeq and is a predicted model, not a curated record.
AUGGGCCAUUUCCCUGGGCCAAAGUUCUCUGCCUUUACGCGCCUACCGUACCUCACUGCCAUAGUGAUAGGUGAACUACCACGACACGUUGCCCAGCUCCACGCGCAAUACGGAGAAGUAGUGCGCCUCUCGCCUGAUGAACUCAGCUUCACCAAUCCAAAAGCUUGGCGCGACAUCUACGGUUAUGGGUCAAAGGAAGGCCCAGGCUCGGCGCCGCCCAAAAACUGGAAUCGCCGGGGAAGUUCUCCUGAUGGAGCCAACUCACUUGUCGCAGAGCAAGACAAUGCCGAGCAUGCACGGAUUCGCAAAAUCUUCUCUCCCGCGUUCUCUGACCGAGCGCUCGUACAGCAGUCACCAUUAUUUAUCAAGUACGCUGAUCAACUUGUCCGCAAUUUGAGAGAAAGUGUCCAGGCGAACGCGGUCGAUCUCGUCCGAAUGUACAACUUCACCACUUUCGACGUCAUGGCCGACCUAACAUUUGGCGAAUCUCUACACCUGCUCGAUAACGCAGAGUACAACACCUGGAUUCAAGUCAUCUUCAGAAGCAUCAAGGGCGGUACGCUAAUGAGCAUCUUCUUCUACUACCCGCUCGCCAAGUUUAUUCUAUUUACAUUGUUGGGGAAAACGAUUGCGACAUUUCGGAGGGAGCAUCACAACUACACUGUCGAAAGGGUCACUAAGCGACUUGAAAAGGGACGAGUAUCCGAGGGUGUCGAUCUGUGGGAUCUGGUUCUCCAACAAGAAGACAAGGGCAAACCGGGCCUGACCCGCCCUGUCAUGGACAUGAACGGCGAGUUGUUCAUGUUAGCUGGCACGGAAACGACGGCGACGUUGCUCAGUGGACUGACCUACUUGCUUCUGGUGCACUCCGAGUCAAUGGCGAAGCUCGUAGAGGAAAUCCGGACGGCAUUUAACUCAUCAGACGACAUAACCUCUCAUUUGGCAAUGUACAGCUCCCCGAACAACUUCAGACUCCCCGAAAGUUUUAUCCCCGAGCGCUGGCUAGGCGACCCACGCUUCACCUCCGAUGAACGCUCAGCUCUUCAGCCGUUUCAUGUAGGCCCAAGGGACUGCUUAGGCAAGAACAUGGCCCUCCACGAAAUGCGCCUCAUCAUGAGCAAAGUGCUCUUCAACUUCGAUCUCGAAUUGCUCCCCGAAUGUCGGAAUUGGAUCGCGGAUCAGAAGAUAUACUCUUUGUGGGAAAAGACACCAUUGAUGGUUAAGAUCAAGGAUGCAGUCCCCGACGUAGACAUGUACGAAGAUGUCGUCCAAUUAACGACACCACUCCAACUCCAACCACCUGUAUCCAUCUACAUCAAGAGCGACUCACCUUAUCGGGUCACUCUCAUAAAGGGCAACAGUGUCGACGUCGACGCUGGCCCCGAGUCCUUCACCAAGAUCACGUCCUUGAGGCCGCUCAUCAUUGCGUCAUCAGCGCCACUUAAGUCCGCAUUCGCUGAAGGAUGGAACAAACUGCCAGCCGAGCUGAAGAUCCUGACACUCGAGUUCAAUAUGAAAGCCGAGAAUCGCGUCGGCGCAGGCAACAAGUGUGUCUACCCUCCAAUAGUCUAUUGUCGGCUGCUUCCCCACCUGGCAAUGACACGCGAGAUCGGCGCAAUCGCGCGAGAUAUCUUCUGGACCAAGAACGAGUUCCAUUUAGAGCCGGCAUAUUACUCUGUCAUUCCGGGAAAUGGAAGCCUGGACGCCCGCCUCUACUUCGCCUAUCCCCCACAAGCAUUUCACCAUCUCAUUCGACGACUCGCUGUGCGCAUCCGCCCGAUGAGGGAUGAGUGGCUUAAGCUCGCUAAGCUUGCGAAUGGUGACUAUGGCUUCGCUGCGCUUCGCAAUGUCGUUGUCGAGUUGGACAUGCGGGUUGUGCAAUUUACCAGAGCGAGAAGAUACGAUGACUUUCUCACCAACACGGUCGGCGAUGGAAUCGACUUUCACUGCGCUGGCAAUCUGAAAUUCCUUGCUCCACAGAAAGCUAAGGGCAGGUCAUCAGAGGUUUCGUUCGAAGAUGUGAAGAAGAUGUUCAACAGCAGGAUCAGGUUCGCGGUCGAGGAGACCAAGGCGGAAGGUUGA